CUAAAACCCUAGCGCUCCAAAUGGCGUUCUACAAUUAAACCCUGAAAAUCUACCAAAGCUUCACCAGAAGUUCUCUUUCACAGAAGUUCUCCUUGUUAAGCUCUGUGAUCCUCCCAGCAGCAGCGGCGGCGGCGAAGUAGAAGAACAACAAUGAGACCCCCGAGAGGCGGUGGCGGGUUUAGAGGAGGACGAGACGGCGGUCGCGGAGGUGCCGGACGAGGUUUCCGUGGCGGGCGUGGCGGCGGCGGACGGUUUGGUGGUGGUGGUUUUCGGGAUGAAGGACCUCCUUCUGAAGUUGUAGAGAUUUCGACGUUUCUUCAUGCCUGUGAGGGUGAUGCUGUUACAAAGCUCAGCAAUGAGAAAAUUCCUUACUUCAACGCCCCAAUCUUUCUGCAGAACAAGACCCAGAUAGGCAAAGUGGACGAGAUCUUCGGCCCCAUAAAUGAAUCUUUUUUCUCUAUCAAAAUGAUGGAAGGCAUUGUGGCAAGUUCCUAUGCUCCUGGAGACAAAUUCUUCAUUGACCCCAAUAAGCUUUUGCCUCUUGCAAGAUUCCUGCCACAGCCAAAGUAUGUUUCUUGCUUUACCAUGGGACAAGCAACUGCUACAAGAGGAGGCCGUGGAGGAGGCAGGGGAGGAGGUUUUAGAGGUGGUGGCCGUGGAGGAGGCUUUAGAGGAAGGGGUGCUCCAAGAGGUGGAGGAGGCUUUAGAGGCAGGGGUCCUCCAAGAGGUGGUUUUAGGGGUAGAGGAAGAUCAUAGGUCAAAAAGUUUAUGUAUUGUCAUUGAUGAUACUAAGUGUACUCUUGUGGUCUACUGAUGGCCAUCGAUACCCUGAACUCUGUUUAUGAUGUCCAACUAUUGAGCAUCAAUGGAAGCUUUCUGUUUAGCCCUGUUUGGUUAUUGAAUUUCCUGUUGAAAUCUUCCGUGGAUAUGAAUGAAGCUGCUCCAUAGCUAGCUUUUAAGAUUAACCUG
Linum tenue is the source of this 969-nucleotide messenger RNA. The record is from the annotation of a GenBank genome assembly. Lineage: Eukaryota; Viridiplantae; Streptophyta; Magnoliopsida; Malpighiales; Linaceae.